AUGGGCGGUAACGAUUCCGGAAAGGGUUACUCAUAUAGAGGCUCCGGCACCAACAGCCAGGGCAACCACUGGUGCUCCCGUGACUACGGCAGCGACGCCCCCAAUCAAAACCCCUACCACUACUCGAAUAGGCGAGACUUUGACGGCUCCUACUACUAUUCCAACCCGGAUGGCAGCACCUACCACAAUAAUGGCAAGGGCGACUACUGCUACUCCGACCCUGAUGGCGGCAAACACUACAGCGAUGGUAACGGCGGUUACUCCUCUACUCCGUCUUCUUCUUCUUCUUCCUCCCAGGAACAGAAGUGA
Messenger RNA from Aspergillus heteromorphus CBS 117.55, 309 nucleotides. RefSeq lists its product as uncharacterized. The coding region runs from base 1 to 309 and encodes 102 amino acids. The record is from RefSeq and is a predicted model, not a curated record. NCBI's taxonomy places the organism in Eukaryota, Fungi, Ascomycota, Eurotiomycetes, Eurotiales, Aspergillaceae. The transcript has 3 exons.